AUGAACACCUCGGGUCCUCAGAAAAAGAGAAGCUACAUGGGACAGCACCAGGUCAAAAAGAAAACAAGCUUCCAAGCUCAUGAUGAGCCACCAAACGGAGACAGACAGAAAACAAGCCUGUCAGACAAAACAAACGGAUCACAGAACAGCAACAAAGACAACCGCACGAACGGAGGAGCUGUGUUUCUGCUGGGAGAGUCCACUUUAGCUCUCAGUGAAGAGGUCCUGCAGGCGCUAGAUGUUGUGGACCCUGUGAAGCCCGCAGUAAACAGACAUACCCCGGAAAGACCAUCAUCAGCAUCAACUCCCUUUGCCCCUUUACGCCCCCUUGAACUAGUUGCACAAAAUGAAAAGGAGAGAGAUUUGGUGCAGGUCAGAGAUAGAGCAUCUUUUCACCCCUCAGACAAAAGAUCGCACAGACACCCUUGCCCUCUGGAUGGAGUCUGUGAGCCUAGAGGAGAUAGCAAGCGAGCGAGGUGGAGAGCUGACUGCAAAGAGCUUGCUCAAAAGCUUCUCUUCAGUGAGGACUCGGAGGAAGUGGAACAUCCACAGAGCACUACUUCAAAGCUUGCUUCUGCCGUUGUCAACGUUGUAGCUUGCCAGAACACACAAAACAGUCAGCAAGCAGGCAGAUCCAGCAUCCAGAAGCUUGUGUCUAAAAGAAAGAGUUCUCCUUUUAGUGAAGACAAAAAUGGGUCAAGUAAGAAUGGCCAUCUAUCCAGGGACUACAUCUUGUUCAGCCCCACCCAUCUCGCGGCAGCUAUGAAGAGGGCCAAACUCCAGCGAUCGUUACAGAGUCAGUCUGCUUCUGUGCUCACAGUCCCCAGCGGCUUAGAGCUCAGCACUCUCAGUGACACGUUGCCUCAUCCAGGUCCUGCCUUGUGUGCUCCUCCUGACCAAGCUGAAAAGCUGUUGCUUUCCAACUGGGGCUUACCAAAACCUGUGCUGGAUCGAUACCAGAAACAUGGAGUGACUCGGAUGUUUGAGUGGCAGGCUCAGUGCCUUGCUGUUGGACAGGUGCUGCGGGGAGGUAACCUGGUGUAUUCUGCCCCUACUAGUGCUGGAAAAACUCUGGUGUCAGAGCUGUUGAUGUUAAAGCGUGUGUUGGAGACAAAAAGAAAAGCUCUCUUCAUCCUGCCAUUUGUCUCUGUUGCAAAAGAGAAGAUGCAUUACCUUCAGAGCAUAUUUGAAGAGGCAGGAGUUCGGGUGGAGGGGUACAUGGGCAGCACCUCUGCUGCUGGAGGGUUCACAGCUCUGGAUGUAGCUGUUUGCACCAUAGAAAAAGCCAACUCUCUUAUUAACAGACUCAUUGAAGAGAAUAGUAUGACUCUUCUAGGUAUGGUGGUAGUAGAUGAGCUGCAUAUGGUUGGAGAUUCUGGAAGAGGAUACCUGCUGGAAUUGCUCUUAACUAAAAUCCGCUACAUUGCACAGAAGCAGAACAGCAUGGGGUCUCUUUCUGAGGGCAUUCAAAUAAUCGGUAUGAGUGCCACUUUGCCAAACCUCUCGCUCCUGGCUAGCUGGUUAGGUGCAGAGCUGUACCAGACAGACUAUAGACCCGUACCCCUGCAGGAGCACCUCAAGGUGGGCUGCAACAUCUAUGACCAGAGCCUCUCUGUGGUCCGACAUUUUAACCCUGCACUCCACGUUAAGGGUGAUGAUGACCACGUAGUGAGCUUGUGCUAUGAGACAGCGAGAGAGGGCCACUGCGUGCUGCUAUUCUGCCCUUCAAAGAACUGGUGUGAGAAACUGGCAGAUACUAUCGCGAGAGAGUUUUACAACCUCAGACAUGCUGAGCGUCAGAGCGAAGCUGAGCCUCAGCCAGUGCGUCUGGAUCAGGAGGGACUAGUGGAUGUAAUAGCUCAAUUAAGACGAACUCCAGCUGGUUUGGACCCCAUCCUGCAGCGCACUGUGCCAUGGGGUGUGGCCUUCCACCAUGCUGGAUUAACAUUCGAUGAACGUGACGUGUUGGAGGGAGCUUUUCGCCAGGGCAUGAUCAGAGUCCUGGCUGCCACCUCGACCCUCUCAUCAGGGGUUAAUCUCCCAGCGCGCAGGGUCAUCAUUCGAACUCCCACAUUCAACGGUCACUUGCUGGAUCCGCUCACAUACAAACAGAUGGCAGGACGAGCAGGGAGAAAAGGAAUUGACACUACAGGUGAAAGUGUGCUGGUGUGUAAGGAGGCAGAGCGUCAGAAAGGUAUCACUCUGCUUAAAGGUGCUCUUCAGCCAAUCAGCAGCUGCCUGGUGAGAAGAGAGGGUGAAGGUGUUACCACUAGCAUGCUACGAGCCAUCCUGGAGAUAAUCGUUGGAGGUGUAGCCAGCACUCCGCAAGAUGUGAGAUUGUAUGCUUCGUGCUCACUUCUGGCUGCCAGCAUGAAAUGUCACGGCAAAAAAGUCUCCAAAGAAGAGACCAGUAAAGGCUCUAUUGAGACCUGUGUUGAAUGGUUGAUGGAGAAUGAAUUUAUUAACAUUCAAAAAGAUGGACAAGACGAGCGGUACUGUCCAACUCAACUUGGCGCCGCCACCCUUUCUUCCUCCCUAUCUCCUCCUGAGGCUUUAGGAAUAUUUGCAGACCUGCAGCGGGCCAUGAAGGGCUUUGUCCUAGAAAAUGAUUUGCACAUUUUGUACCUGAUCACUCCACUGUACGCAGAGUGGACCACCAUAGAUUGGUAUCAGUUCUUCUGUCUGUGGGAGCAGCUGUCAUCAUCGAUGAAGAGAGUAGCAGAACUGGUUGGCGUCCAGGAAGGCUUUUUGGCACGAUCUGUCAGCGGGAAACUUGUUGCCAAGACAGAAAAGCAGCACAGACAAAUGGCUAUUCAUAAACGGUUUUUCACAACUCUUGUACUGCAGGAUCUGGUGAAUGAGGUGCCUUUGGGAACUGUUGCAAACAAAUACAACUGCAGUCGUGGGCAGUUACAAUCUCUGCAGCAGUCUGCUUCCACGUAUGCAGGUAUGGUAACUGUGUUCUGCAAGCGUCUCGGCUGGCACAACAUGGAACUGCUUUUAUCCCAGUACCAGACCAGGUUGAGCUUUGGAGUCCAGAGGGAGCUGGUCGACCUGGUCAGAGUUUCCCUUCUGAAUGCAACUCGAGCCAGAGCGCUCUACGCCCAAGGCCUCUGCACUGUCGCAGAGCUGGCCAGGGCCACCGUAGCUGAUGUUGAGAAAGCCCUGCGGAGUGCCAUCCCAUUUAAGAGCUCCAAGCGUGCAGUGGAUGAGAGUGAAGUGGAGGCAGCUGAGAGACGAAGCCUCCGAUGUGUCUGGGUGACCGGUGGACGGGCUCUCACAGAACAGGAGGCAGCUGUUGAGAUAGUGUCUGAGGCAAGGCUCCUUCUUCAAGAAGACCUGGCCCAGUUAGGAAUUCACUGGGAUCCUACAAGUCUUCCUCCUGGGGCUCCUGCUGUAAAUAGCCCUGAUGACCAUCACUCUGGGGAUUCAGACACCUCGUCCUCCUCGUGUCUCAGUGUACAAGAACCAGAGACAAACAAUGAUCAUGGAGAAGAGAUUAGGGAAAGCUUUAAAAGUGAUGAAAAGAUGUCUGAAGUGAAAAUGGAGGGAAGGAACAGCAGGCAAAAAGGGGAAGCAGGAAAAGAGCAGGGGAUGUUAGGAGUGAUGGAAUCAAAGAAAACACUGGAAGAUCCCAGAAAGGCAGGCAGAUCUGACCCAGAAAUCGGGGAAGCAAACAGUGAAGUUAAAGUGGAAAGAAAAAAUGAAACAUCAAAAGCAGUGACAAAGAAAUCAAUAACAAAUGCUGCAAAAAAUCAAGGUGAAAACGCAGAGAACAUAGGGUCAGAGCAGGAAGAGAAGGAGUGCCACAAAGCAAAGCAAAAAGAAAGAGACGCAGAUAGAGUCACGGUCUCAAUCAGGCCAAAGAAUUAUCAAGUAAAUCAGCCUGUUCCUGAACAGAGCCUAACACAGGAGUUGGCUGAGAUUAUAUCUAGCCCCCUGCCUGUGCCUGCACCGGGACCACAGCCUCAGGCCUCACCUUCUCCAAUACUGCUUCCACGUUUUAGAGCGCCAAUAUCAUGGGCAGAACAACAGCAAACUGUUUCCACAAGGACAGUGAAAGGAGACUGCACCACAGGACUUACUGUUUCACCUGUGCAGCCUGGUAUACUGAAGAGAGCCUUAAGAAAAGUCCUGCACUCCAUACAGACUGACAAAAAUCUGCAAGAUAACGUUGAGACCGCAGAAACGUCACACUCGAAACCUGCAAUAGUUUCUUCAGUCAAAAAUUCAGCUCAUUCGGGUCAGCUGCUAGUAACUAUUCCUGCCCCUCACCCUAUGCACGAAACUCCUCCUCGUACUUCUGCACCUACAAAUCCAGACACAUUAAACUCUCCCCUCUCUGACUCCUCUGCCGCUGUUUCUGAGGCCAAGCGAAGACGGAUGGAUGGCAGAGAGAAGUUUUCAUCUCCUGAGCUCUACGGAGGAGAUAAGACAGAUGAUGAAAUUGAGGGGGAUGUUAAAAUGGGAGAAGAGAGUUUUGGUGACAGCUUUGAACUGGACACUCAGACUGAGAGAAUCAUUGUUCAACAGACAGAUGAGGAGGUCAGAUGUAUGGAUCAGGCAGUUGAAACAAAAAAGAGAAGAGAAGAUAAAUUGUUGGAAGUAGCUGCAGGUCUGGAGGAAAAUGGACAUGAAAGAACAAAUGGGCUUAAAGGGCCAGACAAAGCACACCCCAGCUUCAAUAUUUCUCUCACAGAUAGCCAGAUGGAGCUCAUCCUCAAUACCAGCCAUCAGAUUUCCCCUGAGCCAGGAGGUGGUGAUAACAUGGAUAAAGAUGAAAAUGAAGGUGCAUUUAAUGAUGAGGCCCCGGAUCCUAAUCAGACCUCUUCUGUGAGUCUUAACAGAAGCAGUAGCUUCCUUUUUGACAGCUUAUAUCACAGCCCUCUGCUGGCGGAUCUGAGCCCCCACCAGAUCCCUGACAAAUCAGAUGAGGAGGAAUCUAUAAGCCAGGAGGUGAAAGAAAAGCGUGCUUCAUCGACCCAGGAGAGACGACGCAGUGAGCUUCUUGCCAACCAGGAAGCAGAGAAACAGGAGGCAAUCCAAUGGGGCGAGUCUUUCUUUAACCUGUCAGAGUGGGGUGACUCGCUGCUGAUCGGUGAACACUAUCUGGAAAGGCAGAGUUUGUUCAGACAAGCAGACGGUACUGAACAAGAGCAUGAGCAAGUGAACCCAGAAGAGAAUGUUCUGUGUGAAGGACAGAUGCAGCCACAACUCACUACUACACCUCAAAAUGAACAUGAUGAGAAAAAUCGACGUCAUCUAAAAAACAUUAAACAGCGUAGCACACAAGAAAGUGUUAAACCAGGAGGGAGACAGGAAAUAGGUAUUGAAGAUGUUGAAAAUGCAAAACAUGUAGAGACUAAAGGAGAAGAGAAGGAAAAUAAAAAGAAAAUGGAUGCCAUAUUGUCACAUAAUACAGUUUUUAAACAACCCUUUCUGCAAAAUGCUCCAGAAAGUGCAUUUGAUUGUAGCCCUGGUUUACAAGAGAUCUUUGACCGCUGGCCUAGCAUGUCUGACCAGCCCUUGCAAAACACAACAGAAGGCCUGACAGUCAUUCAAACGCACGCUGCUGCUGCUGCAAACACAGCUGGUGCUCCACUGAUACCAGAGUCCUCGAAGCAAGCAGGCAAAAAGAGGGAGAAGUUACAGCAAUCUGCUGCUACAAGUAACUCUCAAGAAGGACGACCUUUAAGAAGUGACAGUGAAAAUUUACUAGAAAGACCAGGCUCUGCUGGUGACCUCAUUCCCCCAACUCAGGAAACACCACCUGUUACACCGAGAGUAAAGCUGACCACCUCAUCCAUCCAGUCACCACUGAACCAGUCGACUCCGUCAAGCCGCUUUCAAGAAAAAUUGGCAAUUGCAAAAUGUCCUAAAACUCCCACAGGAAACCAUAAUCUUCGAUCAGUAGUUUCUGCUUCUGACAAUAAGCUGCAGUCAAAUUUGAAAACCACAUCCACCAGCGAGACCCUCGGCCCUCCCCGACACUCUGUUCCUCCAUCCUCCCCACAGCCACAGCCUCUUUCUGAUACAGAAUCACCUGUGUUUCACGAAAGCUUCACGCUUCAGCUGUCCCAGGAUGCAUCUGUAUGUUCCAGCAACUCCGGGACUUUCUCCAUCAUAGACGUGGCAAGCGACAGGCGCCUCUUUGAAACGUUCAUUAAAGAGUGGAAAACAAAACAGCGCUACUCUCUGGCUUUGGCCUGUGAAAGGACAGAGCAGCCUGAGGGGGAAAUAGGAGGGAAACACAAGAGAGGGUCAGCAGCUCAGCACAGGCUCAACACGCCUGUUGGAUUUCCAUUAAGGAACAGCGAAGGGCUUGUUCUGAUCGGAUUGUCUGUAUGCUGGGGAGGAAGAGACGCAUACUAUGUAUCUCUGCAGCAAGAGCAGAGCAAAGGCCUGAGCUCCAGUCUGGCCCCUCCUCCACUGGAUAAUGACUUGCCAGUAAAUGAGAGGCUGGAGCAGGUGAAAGCUUGUCUGAGCAGCCAAUCAGCUGGUCAUGAAGUGCGUGCGGUAGUUGUAUAUGACAUCAUACAGGUGUACAAGACGCUUGUACUGAGCUGUGGAAUCAGCUUGGAAGGAAACUGUGAAGACCCAAAGGUUGCGUGUUGGCUGCUGGACCCUGGCAGUGAGGAGAGGACUUUACCCAACAUGGUCACUGUCUACUGUCCAGAAGAGUUACCGCUGCUGGACGGAUUUGGAAAUGCACAUUCACACUGUCCCCGUGUUAGGGUGGCAACCACAAGCGUGCUCAUACACACCAUCAUGAACCAUCUGACCGGCAUGCUAGAGAAAGAGGGCACACUGGAUUUCUUCAGGAGCAUAGAGAUGCCUUCCCAGGUUUGUUUGGCCCUGCUGGAACUGAACGGAGUCGGCUUCAGUGUUGAAGAGUGUGAACGACAAAAACACGUCAUGCAAGCCAAACUGUCUGCGCUGGAAUCUGAAGCUUACGCUCUGGCUGGACACAGCUUCUCCCUCACCUGCGUCGAUGACAUUGCACAGGUGUUGUUCUUAGAACUCCACCUACCUCCAAAUGGUGACGUAGGUGGAUCAAAAAGUAAGAAAACUCUGGGAUACACGAGGAGGGCAGGUGGCAGAGUGCGACUUGGGAAGCAGUUCAGCACCACAAAGGAUGUUCUGGAGAAACUUCGCCCGCUGCACACGUUGCCAGGUGUAAUUCUGGAGUGGAGACGUAUCACUAACGCCUUGACUAAAGUGGUCUUUCCUCUGCAGAGGGAAAAACAAUACCACCCCACACUGGAGAUGGACAGGAUAUACCCCAUCGCUCAAACACACACAGCCACAGGUAGAGUGAGUUUCACCGAGCCAAACAUACAGAACGUCCCCAAAGACUUUGAGAUUCACAUGCCCACCACGGUGGGUGAGAGCCCACCUUCACAAGAUGGCUGUUACAGGAUGACCAAAGCAGGAAAGAGGAGCCGCUCUGUGGUAUCUUCAGUCGCAGCUGGAACUUCAGAACAAGGCCCUGCCUUCUCUGUUAGCAUGAGACAUGCUUUCAUUCCUUUUUCAGGUGGAAUGAUAUUAGCAGCUGAUUACUCCCAGCUGGAGUUGAGAGUGCUAGCUCAUCUCUCAAAGGAUCAGCGUCUCCUGCAGGUGCUGAAUGGUGGAGCAGAUGUGUUUCGCUGCAUUGCGGCUGAGUGGAAGAGUGUCGAGCCGGAGUCAGUGAAUGACAGCCUCAGACAACAGGCAAAACAGAUUUGCUAUGGCAUCAUCUACGGGAUGGGAGCAAAGUCUUUGGGGGAGCAAAUGGGAGUGGAUGAGAAUGAUGCAGCAUGCUACAUUGAGAGUUUCAAAGCCAGAUACAAAGGGAUCAAUGCUUUUCUUAAACAGACUGUGAGGAACUGUAUAAAGGACGGCUAUGUCCAGACGCUGAUGGGUCGCAGAAGAUAUCUACCUGGAAUAACCAGCAACAAUGCGCACAUUAAAGCUCACGCAGAGCGGCAGGCAGUGAACACAACCGUACAGGGCUCUGCAGCUGAUAUUGUUAAACUUGCCACUGUCAACAUCCAGAAACGGCUACGAAAUACGUAUCCUGCAGCUCCUCUGUCUCACCAGCACACAAAUUCAGUCCGUAAUCAUCGCAGAGCUGGAAGAUCUCAACUCAGAGGAGCUUACUUCAUCCUGCAGCUGCAUGAUGAACUCAUCUACGAAGCCACAGAAGAAGACCUCAUACAGGUUGCACAGAUAGUCAAGAGAGAGAUGGAGUCAGCAGUGAAACUCUAUGUGAAGUUGAAGGCCAAAGUCAAAGUGGGACCCAGCUGGGGGAACCUGCAGGACCUCGAUAUAUGAAAUGUUACAGUUUGAUAUUUAAACCAGACACAAUGCACUUUUCCUCAGUUAUUAAUAUGUAGAUACUGUGUUAUGUUUUUAAUCACUACAGUGGCAAUGAUGAAAUGUAGCA
Molecule: messenger RNA, 8425 nt
Organism: Pelmatolapia mariae (spotted tilapia)
Lineage: Eukaryota; Metazoa; Chordata; Actinopteri; Cichliformes; Cichlidae
Gene: polq
Product: polymerase (DNA directed), theta
Exons: 36
Coding region: 1-8313 (2770 amino acids)
Biological process (GO): DNA-templated DNA replication; double-strand break repair via alternative nonhomologous end joining
Molecular function (GO): DNA-directed DNA polymerase activity; ATP binding; DNA binding
Source: RefSeq, a predicted model, not a curated record